UAAUCCGAUAAGCUAAACGAUAUAAUAUUAGUUAAUAUAUAUACACGCGAGAAAGUCGUCAUAAUAAAACAACAUUUACACCAGUUAGUUCUUGUGUAUCAAUUGCCUUUAAUUUAAGGGCGAUCGUAAUGUGGCACAAUGAAAAACCGAGUUUUCUGAAAAGCUGGUGAACAACAAUACUUGGAAACUUGAGACAAGAACGAAAAAGUGCUCCAUUGAGUUUCCGAUCAGUUCUGAAAAUGCGCAGCCCUAGCGACUUCUAGUUUUUAUUUCACAGCAUUUCUACGGAAAGCUCGAAAAGAGGGGAGGGGUACCCUUAAACCAAGACUAGAGUACCUUUGAUUCCGACUCAGUUUUUCAUCCGCUUUCUUAUGCUAUAUUCACUUUUGUGCAAUAACGUCACGAUUUUUGUGGUAAUGAUUUUUUCCAAAAUGUUUUGCAAAAAUAUCCCGAUCAGGAUAUAAAUUUUCUGUGAUAUCCCGAUCGGGAUAUCGGUCGUGAGACCGGACUGUCAUAUAUGUUUGGAUUUUUUUCUUUUCUGUUAUCACAUAUAUCUGUAUUUUCACUUUCUUAUACAUAACAUAUGUUCCAUCUUUUCUCUUGACAAGUACUUUUCUUUCUCUCAGUGUUAUUGUUCAUAUGUAUUAUAUCUGAUGGAAUUUUUCUCGAUUAUUUUACCUCGAUCACCUAUGAAAUAUUUCCUAAAGAUGUGUGAUGUUCCAUCCUAUAUAAAGCUAUAAAACAGGGUGUGAAACGAUCACUUUCUCAUCUUAUUAUCAUCCAUCCGACGAUAUAGAGUUAGUCACAUAAUAUUGGUGCAUUCUGAUCGACUAAUUGUCAAUCCAACAGGUGGCAGUUUAAUAUUAGGCAGCGAACAUCUAACUGUGAUUCCGCCACGAUUGGACACCCUGUUCUGUUUUUCUUGAAAAUCGUUUAACGCAUAAAGUUGAAUUACUUUUUCUUUCUUUUUAUUAUUAGCAUUACAGGUUCACCACCGAAACUAAAGGCAAUUGAUACACAAGAACUAACUGGUGUAAAUGUUGUUUUAUUAUGACGACUUUCUCGCGUGUAUAUAUAUUAACUAAUAUUAUAUCGUUUAGCUUAUCGGAUUAAUUAUGGCAUUGGAACAAGAAUCUAUGUUAAAACCCGAACAUGAAGAUAAUAAUAAUAAGGCUAAAAACUAUAAUACUCAUAAAUCUGUGUUUAUCUAUAUUUGUGUCGUAUGUUUUGGUAUUGGAACGUGGCUCGAUCUGAAUGGAGUGUGGAUACAGAUUCCAUUGAUUGUUGAUAAAGUACCAGAAGGCUGGGAGUUCUCAGCUUAUCUAGGUUUGAUGUCCAAUUUGGCUAAUAUUGGUCCUUUGUCAGUGGUAUUGUUACGUCGUUCUAUCAACAAAUCUACGGCUUAUGAAGUACCAGCGAAUUUUAGUAUAUUGACCGUGGGAGUUGUAGCUUUAUUAGCUUUGAGUUUUCUAUGGGAUAAAAGUGCUUAUUUUCUGAAACAACGACGAAGUAUAUGGAUGUUGGUUCUCUGCUUUUGGUUAGCCGUCGUCGAUUGUACAUCAUCAGUAACAUUUGCACCAUUUAUGUCAAGAUAUCAACCGUUGUAUCUCAACGGAUUAUUUACGGGAGAAGGUUUAAGUUCAUUGUUGCCAGCUUUAUUAGCUAUCAUUCAAGGUGUCGGUGGAGAAUCAAAAUGUGUCCAACAACUUGUGUGGAAUGAAACUACAAAUCAAACCGUUAACAUUACUGUGAAAGAACCGACGUCACCACGUUUUACUGUUCGAACAUAUUUUCUGUGUAUAACUGCUCUAAUGUGUCUAUCAUUCGUCUCGUUUAUUAUUUUGGUACUAACAAAAACAGGUAAACAUAAAACUCCUGGCUCCCACACUCAAAAAACUAACGAUCAUGUAUCAGAAAAACGACAGCCAAAUGAACAAAACGGUACUACUAAUCAGUCAUUAUCUAACAAAAAUGAAGAUUGGAAAUUAGACACUCAACAACCUCCACAUUUUUGGUAUUCCGAACAUGGACUAUUUCUAAUAUGUAUAUUUUGGAUUAGUUUUGUUCUUCUUGGAUGUAUACCAUCUAUAAAUACGUAUUCCCUAUAUCCAUAUGGAAUAAAAACCUUUCAUUGGACUAUCAUACUUUGUCAAUUCACAUAUCCAUUAUUGAGUUUGUUUGUUACCGUCACGCCUCAAAUGCCUCCAAGAGGUUGCUAUGUUUUAACCGCUAUUGGUUCACUGUUCUCAAUAUACAUAUUUGUCACUGCAGUAACAUCUCCAUGUUCACCAUUAGUCGAUAAACCCAUCGGGAAAAUUAUCAUCAGUACUGUAUGGAUUUUAGUUUAUUUGAUAUUUUAUUAUGUACGAAUUGUACUGGGUAAUCACUUUCGCCUAUUAACAGGGCAUCGAGGGUUGUUUUGGUAUGGAGCAUUUACACAACUGGGAGCAUUUACCGGUGCGAUUUUGAUAUAUAUAUUAGUGAUAGCCACAAAAGUAUUUCGAGAACGUGAGGUUUGUGUGACUUAUGAUUGUCGUUUUUGA
This is a messenger RNA of Didymodactylos carnosus, 2543 nucleotides long. Lineage: Eukaryota; Metazoa; Rotifera; Eurotatoria; Philodinida; Philodinidae. The record is from the annotation of a GenBank genome assembly.